This is a messenger RNA of Penicillium odoratum, 1680 nucleotides long. RefSeq lists its product as uncharacterized. The transcript has 2 exons. The record is from RefSeq and is a predicted model, not a curated record. Gene Ontology annotation, biological process: retrograde transport, endosome to Golgi. The coding region runs from base 1 to 1680 and encodes 559 amino acids. Gene Ontology annotation, cellular component: membrane; Golgi apparatus. NCBI's taxonomy places the organism in Eukaryota, Fungi, Ascomycota, Eurotiomycetes, Eurotiales, Aspergillaceae.
AUGAAGAGCUGGCUCCGGACGCUGGGCCUGACGGCCCUGCUCGCAGGCUCAGUGCUUGCCAAUGAUGUGGAACUGGUGAGCUCGUUUGAAUCCGGCUUCUUUGAUGGGUUAAAUCUUGCUAACCUGUUAAUCUUCUUUUUCCAGAAAUCCGAUGAAGCGCAUCGCCAGCGUUGCUCAGGGAUGUACAGCCGCAAGGCUUGGGGAGGAAGUAUCGACCCAUUCAUCUUAGUGAAAUUCUCCAAGUCAGCCGCAUCACAGGGUGAUCCACUGGCUAGCCUGGUUAUUUUUGAAUGGAAGGACGAAGAAUUGAUUGGCCAGUACCGAAACCCGGAAGAAGACCAUGAGAACGAGCUCAAGGAAACCAUCUGCGACCAGAACAAUGUCGACGCCAAACUUUGCACCUCAGAACAGAUCGGCUCCUUCCUUCUGACCAAUAACGCAACCGAAGUUUCUUUGAACCCCAUUAUCUCCACGGCCGUCCACCUGAACGACCCUGACGCAAUCAAGUACACAGUGCGGAAGACCGGCUUUUACUGCGUCAGCACAUAUGCAUACUCAGACGAGCCCUACACUGCGGUGGUGACUUUCCGCAACUCUUAUGGAGAGCUUCCUGCUGCGCAAAUCGCAAAGCUUCCUUUCUACGGUGCUUUGACGAUUGUAUACGCCGUCGUCGGUGUUUUCUGGGCGUUCCUCUAUGUGCAAAACCGCCACGAUAUCCUACCCGUCCAGAACUACAUCACUGCCAUCGUGGUGUUCUUGAUCGUCGAACAAUUGAUGACCUGGGGAUUCUAUAACUAUCAAAACAUUCAUGGCUUGAAUGGAGGGGCUAAGGCUUUGAUGACUAUUGUCGCGGUUCUGAACGCCGGCCGAAAUGCCUUCUCAUUCUUCCUCCUACUCAUCGUUUGCAUGGGUUAUGGUGUUGUCAAGCCUUCUCUGGGUCGCACAAUGAUCUAUGUCCGCAUUCUGGCAAUUGCACACUUCAUCUUCGCAGUCGUCUACUCGGUUGCCAGUCUUUCCAUCACGCCCGACAGCGCUGGACCUCUGGUUCUCCUGAUUGUCCUUCCUCUCGCCGGAACGCUGACUGCCUUCUAUGUCUGGACCUUGAACUCCCUCAAUGCUACAAUGAAAGAUCUCAUCGACCGCAAACAGAAGACUAAGGCGCUUAUGUACAAGAAACUGUGGUGGUGUAUUCUUGGCAGUAUCAUAGUCAUCUUUGGCUUCUUUUUCAUCAACUCCUUUGCAUUUGCUGGUCGCAGCGAUGCCGAUUUUGUUCCACAGCACUGGAAGGCACGGUGGUUUGUCUUGGAUGGCUGGCUCAACCUGGUGUACUUGUUUGACAUCUGCUUCGUGGCCUACCUGUGGCGACCAACUGCGAACAACCGACGCUUCGCUAUGAGUGACGAGCUUGCCCAAGAUGACGAUGGCUUUGAGAUCCGAUCGUUCGGCAGUGGACUCGAUGAGGAAGAUCCUUUGGAUGCUCCUCCCGAGUACCCCGGCAGCUCCGCUGCUGAGGGUCGCCGAGAUCUCUCCCCUAUGCCGCCGAAGCCUGUCUCCUCCGCCCAUCGCGCAUCCCUAGAUGAAGAAACCAUCUUCGCUGUGGGUGAUGAGGACAAGUGGUCCGAUGAUGACGAGUCUCCGCGCAAUUCAGGCGAGCACCAAAGACUCACCCACCAGAGCUAA